Molecule: messenger RNA, 3893 nt
Organism: Melozone crissalis (California towhee)
Lineage: Eukaryota; Metazoa; Chordata; Aves; Passeriformes; Passerellidae
Gene: VLDLR
Product: very low density lipoprotein receptor
Exons: 19
Coding region: 70-2832 (920 amino acids)
Molecular function (GO): protein binding; calcium ion binding
Source: RefSeq, a predicted model, not a curated record
CACUAGCGGGCGCGCAGGGCGGCCGGGCGGCUGCUAUAAGAGCGCCGUGGGGACGGCCUCCCCCCGUGUAUGUCUCCGGCUGCCGCCUCUGCUCCUCGGCUCCCCGCCCGCAGCGCCUGCCUGCCCGCGCACCCCGUCCCCGACGCGGCGAUGCGGCUGGACCGGCAGCGCGGAGAGCCGAGCCCCUCGGCCGGCAGGCGCGGCGCGGAGCGGAGCGGGGUCCCGCGCUGCUGGGCGCUGCUGCUGCUGCUCGCCCUUGGCUGCCUGCGCGCCGCCGCCGACGGUGCAAGAGCAAAAUGUGAAGAAUCUCAGUUUGCAUGUGGUAAUGGACGCUGUAUUCCUCAAAUCUGGAAAUGUGAUGGUGAUGAAGACUGUUCAGAUGGCAGUGAUGAGAGUGCUUGUGUGAAGAAGACGUGUGCCGAAUCUGACUUUGUGUGCCUCAGUGGUCAAUGUGUGCCUAACAGAUGGCAGUGUGAUGGGGAUCCCGACUGUGAGGAUGGGUCUGAUGAGAGUUCCGAGCUGUGCCACACAAGAACAUGCCGGGUAAAUGAGAUCAGCUGUGGUCCUCAGUCAACUCAGUGUAUCCCAGUGUCCUGGAAAUGUGAUGGUGAAAAAGACUGUGACAGUGAAGAAGAUGAACAGAAUUGUGGCAAUGUGACUUGUAGUCCAGCAGACUUCACAUGCAGCAGUGGGCAAUGUAUUUCCAAGAGCUUUGUCUGCAAUGGUCAAGAUGACUGCAGUGAUGGUAGUGAUGAGCUGGAGUGCGCACCUCCUACCUGUGGAGUUCAUGAGUUCCAGUGCAAGAGCUCGACUUGCAUUCCCCUCAGCUGGGUGUGUGAUGAUGAUGCUGACUGCUCUGACCACUCAGAUGAGUCUCUAGAGCAGUGUGGCCGCCAGCCUGCACCUUCUGUGAAGUGCUCUGCCAGUGAGGUGCAGUGUGGCUCAGGUGAAUGUAUCCACAAAAAGUGGCGCUGUGAUGGAGAUCCUGACUGCAAGGAUGGAAGUGAUGAAAUCAACUGCCCUUCUCGGACCUGCAGACCAGACCAAUUCAGAUGUGAAGAUGGGAACUGCAUCCAUGGGACUAGGCAGUGCAAUGGUGUGAGAGAUUGUCUGGAUGGCACAGAUGAAGCAAAUUGUAACAAUGUUAUUCAGUGCUCUGGACCUGGCAAAUUCAAGUGCAGGAGUGGCGAAUGCAUAGAUAUCAAUAAAGUGUGUAACCAGCAGAGAGACUGCAAGGACUGGAGUGAUGAGCCCCUCAAGGAGUGUAACAUCAAUGAAUGUCUGGUGAACAAUGGUGGAUGCUCUCAUAUCUGCAGAGAUCUCAUUAUUGGCUAUGAAUGUGACUGUCCAGCUGGAUUUGAGCUUCUGGACAGGAGAACCUGUGGAGAUAUUGAUGAAUGUCAGAACCCUGGUAUAUGUAGUCAGAUCUGUAUCAACCUGAAAGGGGGCUACAAAUGUGAAUGUAGCCGUGGCUAUCAGAUGGAUCUUGCUACUGGGGUGUGCAAGGCAGUUGGGAAAGAACCAAGUCUAAUUUUCACCAACCGCCGGGACAUAAGGAAGAUUGGCCUUGAGAGAAAAGAAUAUAUUCAGCUUGUAGAGCAGCUAAGAAACUCUAUAGCUCUAGAUGCUGAUAUUGCUGAGCAAAAACUUUACUGGGCAGACUUCAGCCAGAAAGCAAUCUUCAGUGCCUCUAUUGAUACCCGUGAUAAAGUUGGAACACACAUCAGAAUCCUGGACAACAUACACAGCCCUGCAGGAAUUGCUGUUGACUGGGUUUAUAAGAACAUCUACUGGUCAGACUCAGCUGCAAAGACCAUUUCAGUGGCUAGCCUAGAUGGCACAAAAAGAAAGGUUUUGUUUCUCUCUGAGCUGAGAGAGCCAGCUUCUAUUGCUGUAGAUCCUAUUUCUGGCUUUAUGUACUGGUCAGACUGGGGUGAGCCAGCAAAAAUUGAAAAAGCAGGAAUGAAUGGAUUUGACAGACAGCAGCUUGUGACAACAGAAAUCCAAUGGCCUAAUGGAAUUGCUCUAGAUCUUGUAAAAAGCCGCCUAUACUGGCUUGAUUCCAAACUACACAUGGUGUCAAGUGUGGACUUGAAUGGCCAGGAUCGUAGAAUUGUGCUGAAGUCACAUAUGUUCCUUCCUCAUCCUCUUGCUCUAACCAUUUUUGAGGACCGUGUGUACUGGAUUGACGGAGAGAAUGAGGCGGUCUAUGGUGCCAACAAAUUUACUGGAACAGAUUUGAUUACUCUUGUGAACAACCUCAAUGAUGCACAGGACAUCAUUGUGUAUCAUGAACUUGUUCAGCCUUCAGGUAGGAACUGGUGUGAAGAGCACAUGGCAAAUGGAGGUUGUAGCUACCUGUGCCUGCCUGCUCCUCAGAUAAAUGAACAUUCUCCAAAGUACACCUGUGCAUGUCCUGCUGGAUACUUCUUACAGGAGGAUGGUCUGAGAUGUACAGUUUCAGGUACUGGAACAACUGUGGCUUACACUGAGGCUAAAGAUACCAGCACAACAGAAAAAUCUCCAACUGUUGGACUAGUUCCUGGAGCGUUCAACACUAGUGGUACAACCUCUGAAGUAACGGCAGCUGGAAGAACAUCAGCAGCUUGGAUCAUUCUUCCUGCUGUAUUGCUGAUGAUGGCUGCAGCAGCUGGCUACUUCAUGUGGCGUAACUGGCAGCACAAGAACAUGAAAAGCAUGAAUUUUGAUAAUCCAGUUUACCUGAAAACCACAGAAGAGGACCUCACAAUUGAUAUUGGAAGACACAGUGGUUCAGUAGGACACACCUACCCUGCAAUAUCUGUUGUCAGCACAGAUGAUGAUAUGGCGUGAGCACUGGGUCAGCAAUCACUUUCAGUUUACUUGUGUCUUACACUCUUUGGGGAUAGUAACCAGGUUUGUGGCUGAAGGACUUCCUCCAUUCUUGGAAGAAAGAAGAUACUUUCUGUGUUUAUGGAACACUUGUGUAAAUAGUUAUUUUCUACAGCUUAACAACUCUGUAAAUACCUGUCCACAACAAUUCAGCUGUUAGUGGUUACAGUUUUAUCAGUAACCCUUGGGUUGGUUAGUCAGUAACAUCACUGACCAAAUAUAAAGCACUUUCCAUAGAAAGCCAUAUUCCAGCCACAACUUGUAACACCUGUACAUAUGUCUAUAGGCCACUUGUAAAUAAUUAUUGGAAAAUCACUAUCAAGCACUUUGAAAUACUUCAGAUGUAAAUUAUUGUACACUCUCUUUUUCAAUGAUUGGGGCAAUGGCAAUAGGAUAAAACGGGUGAUUAUGAUUGCCAAAAAUUUGUAAACAUAAGUAAUUUUAUAUGUACAAUUGCUUCAGUGUUGUCUGUUACCUCCUAGAGGUCUACAAGAAUGAAUGAUUUUCAAGAAACCACUGUAAAACUCAAAUGCAGCCAAGGGGAUAAAAAUAAAAUGAGUCAAGCAGUUAAAGUAUUGUUCUUGAUUAUUAUGCUAGCACUGAAGUAAAAUGAUGUAUCUCCUAAGUUGAAAGCUUUAGUAGGCUGCACUACCACUGCCAGCCAGAUCAUGAAGUAUUUCUUCAAUUAUUUCAGCAGCAUUUUAGGCACAAGUGUCAGGUAACGUGUUUGUUCUUGAGAGUAAUAGUCUGCGCAGAGUAAUGGACAGUGUGGGUCUCCUGUUGGAGAAGCACAGCUGAUCUCAUAAGUUAGCACUGACACAGGCGAAAAUGACACAACUACUGCUGCAAUAUUUUGAGAGGCAGCACUGGCAGACGUGCAAGAUGGAGACAGGUCAGAGCUCACCUCUGCCGGGUGAGUGUGAGGUCCUUGCAGUGCCAGGCUAUUGGCAGUUACUCCCUGUAACUUUUGUAGUAUGAGGUGCUACUUGACUGUUGCUAAUCCUUCCCCCUUCAAGGUAAGA